Tribolium madens (black flour beetle) is the source of this 6062-nucleotide messenger RNA. Its product is annotated as cadherin-23. Gene Ontology annotation, molecular function: calcium ion binding; cadherin binding. Gene Ontology annotation, biological process: homophilic cell-cell adhesion. NCBI's taxonomy places the organism in Eukaryota, Metazoa, Arthropoda, Insecta, Coleoptera, Tenebrionidae. The transcript is spliced from 22 exons. The coding region runs from base 305 to 5932 and encodes 1875 amino acids. Gene Ontology annotation, cellular component: plasma membrane; catenin complex. The record is from RefSeq and is a predicted model, not a curated record.
UACCAGUGCGGUUUCAGACACUGACGCUUAUUUUACUUGACGUGCUUUCAGAAUAAUUUACCGUAAUUUACGGAUAAGUACGAAGACAGACACCUGAAGGAACUUAGAGCUUAGGCUCGAAGCUCGGGAUUGUUUCGUGUGUGCUGAAGGGACAAGCUUAAAUCCUGUGAAAGUAAAUUAAAAAUAAGCUGAAAAUCAGUCAUAGAGAAGAGCCUUAACCAUGAAGAAGAUUCACGCCAAGUCGUGCUGCAGACACAGGAUUUAUGCAUCGCAAAAGUGGGCUAAGGAAGAAAAAUAGCACAUCAUGGAUCAGAAGACGAAUAAAUAUGUGAGGACAUUUAGUGGACAUUUCGUUAAAGUGCGGUUUAAACAAACAAAUUUUUUAUUUAUGUGUGUGAUUGUGUGUGUUAUAAAUUCAGUGCAAUGUAAUAGACCACCUAGGUUUUUAAUUAAUGGCCAAACCGAAAUUGUUUUAAGACUGAAAGAAGGCAAAGAAACGCCAGUAGGUACCUUAAUUUAUAAACUGCGUGGAACCGAUCCUGAUGGUGACCCCCUUAGUUUUGGAGUCAGAUCUCAAUCAGGUAGCGAUGUUAUCCGUGUCGAAAAUAUAUCACCUACCGAAGCAGAUGUCUACCUCAAUAAAGAACUAGACAGAGAAACACGAGAUGAAUAUCCAUUGGUGUUAACUCUAACUGAUGGUCGGUUAGGACAUGGUAAUUACGUCACUCAAAGUCUUUUAUUACUAGUCGAAGAUGUCAACGACAAUACACCAAUUUUUACAAGUCAUCAAUCAUCGAUUACAUUAAGAGAAGAUGCAGCACCGGGAAUUGUAGCGACUUUGGAAGCUACUGACUUGGAUGAAGGUGCUUAUGGUCAAGUGGUGUACCAACUACAAGAAGUUGAUACAAAAGAGUCUUUAUUUAGUGUUAGUACGGCCGGGGGGAAAGCAAUCGUGCGCUUAGUGGGUUCCUUAGACUAUGAGAAACAAACUUUGCAUCAACUAAAAGUCCUAGCAGUGGAUCGGGCAAAACAAGGAAGAGUCAACACCGGAACUGCUGCUCUUUUAGUUAAAGUUGAAGAUGUUGAAGACCAACCACCUGAAUUUGUUCGAGUCACUUCAGUGGCUCGAGUUGCUGAAAAUGCCCCAAUUGGGACUUCAGUACUUCAAGUCACUGCUAUUGAUGGGGAUCGCGGUGUCAACAAUCCCAUCCUAUAUUCACUGUCAUCCAAUAGUAUUGACAGAAUAACAGAUGUGUUUAGUAUAGAAGAAACCACCGGAACGCUUCUCACUGCCAAAACCUUAGACCGAGAAUCUCUCUCUUUAAGUUCCGGUACUUACAUCCUCCAAAUAACGGCGACCGAAUAUGGUGGUAAAAUAAAACCUUCACCAAGUGUUACAACCGAAGUCACAGUCAUUAUCACGGAUAUCAAUGAUGAAACGCCCAAAUUUAGGAGCGGUUAUUAUGAAUGCGAAAUAGCGGAAAAUGCCCCAGUCAACACACCAUUGACCUUCCUCGGCUCCGCCAUGCCGGAAGUCUACGACCACGACCAGGGAGUUAACGGUACUUUCCAACUCUACGUAAAAGGAGCAAGUGAUAUGUUUGAAAUAACGCCAACUAAAGCAAUAAACGAAGCAACUUUCAUGAUCAGAGUGAAAAAUUCAACGUUUCUAGAUUACGAAAAGAUAAAAACUGUCAAUUUCACUUUAGUUGCUAAAGAAAUAGUACAAAACAAUCCAAAAUUUAGUGAAGUACCAGUUGUCGCUCAUAUUUUAGAUCGGAAUGAUAAUUACCCGGAAUUUACAAAAAAUGUUUACGAAGUUUUUGUACCAGAAAAUUGCGAUAUUGGCGCUACGGUUGCUUGGGUUCAAGCGCUAGACGAUGACUCGGGGGUUUUUGGCACCAUGGGUAUUCGCUACACCCACCUAUCCGGCAGUAUUCAACACAUGUUAAACUUGCAUCCAACAUCUGGGAUAAUUUCGGUUAAGACAGCGGGGGGCCCAAACUGGGACCGCGAACAAAUAUCACGCCACUAUUUAACAGUGGAAGCCAGAGAUGAUUUAGGGCAAGGAAACCGCAACACCGUCCAACUCAUCAUCAACAUUGAAGAUGUUAACGACAAUCCUCCGAUUUUCACUCAAAAUCGCUACGAAGCUCGCUUAUUGGAAAAUAAGCUCGAUUUUGAAAACCCACUAAAAGUCGAAGCUCGCGAUGCUGACUUGAACGCUACAAAAAACAACGAAAUUGAAUACAGCCUCUUCGGGGAAUUAAGCCACAACUUUACAAUCGAUUCCUCCACCGGUGUUAUCAAACCACGGACCUCUAUUGACUUUGAAACCCUUGAAGGGUCAUCGAAAGACAAUAUUCGCCAGCUUCACUUAACAGUCCGAGCUCGGGAUUGGGGCACUCCUAGUUUAUUUAGCGACGUUCCAUUAUACAUUUACGUUCAAGACGUAAACGAUCACGUCCCUCUCUUUGAAUACACAUUUUACAAUAAAUCCGUACCGGAAGACAUCUCUGGUGGCACUUCUAUUCUCCAAGUCAGAGCCAAGGACUUUGACGGCUCUUCACCCAACAAUCGAAUUGUAUACAGAAUACAGAAUGGAGCAUCUGAUAAAUUUAUAAUAGGCCCGGAAUCCGGUAUUAUUUCAGUGGCAAGAGGAGCUUCACUCGAUCCGGACUUGACCCAACCCAGAACAUUGCAUUACUCUUUAAAUGUUGUAGCUCUGGAUGGCGCGCCCGGGGAAAAUCAAUUGCAAGCCAGGGUUAUAGUUAAUGUCACCAUACUGGACGUUAAUAAUAAAAAACCGAUUUUUUACGAACCGGGAAGCGUAACAAUGCGAGAAAACACAGCGGUCGGGAGCGUUAUAGCUAAAUUAAAAGCCAAAGAUUUAGAUACAACAGCCCAGUUAGUCUACACUAUUAAUCCCAAAGUUUGUGAAGCAAAGAAUGAACGAGGAAUUUUACUUAAAACGAGUGAUUUUAACUGUGUUGAGACUUUUAACUUGCAUCCUAUGAGUGGGGUCUUGACAAUCGCACAACAAUUGGACAGGGAAAUGGUCGAAAAAGUCCAAAUGGGGCUCAUGGUGGAAGACACAGCCUCCGAAACGGGACCACAAAUUUCAGCUACCACCAUUACGAUAAAUAUAGAGGACAUCAAUGACAACAGUCCGAAAUUUCGCCAGCCUUACUACAAAUUUUCCAUCACUGAAAAUAGCAAAAAUGGGGUAACGAUUGGAAGCGUCUUAGCCGACGACGCCGACAAGAACAAAACAAUAACUUACACACUGGAUGGUCGUUACGAAAUAACCGAACUUAUUUAUUUGGAUGGGAAUUCCGGGGACUUGGUCGUGGCAAAUAAAAUCGAUCAUGAAAUUUAUGAUUGGUUAAAUUUGACGAUAAAAGCGACAGACUCUGGAAUUCCGCCCCGAUUUUCCCGAGUCGAGAUUUUCAUCCAAAUCUUGGAUGAGAACGACAACAAUCCGUUUUUUUUGGGCGAACCACAAUCGCUUCUAAUAUCCGAAGACACUCCCGUGGGAAGACAAGUGGCAAUAAUCGAGGCUAAAGAUGCCGACUCUGGAGAGUUCGGGAAGAUUACCUAUUUACUAGACAGGAUUUCAUCCGAAGGCAAAUUCGGGAUAGACGCCGAUACAGGAAUUUUAAAAGUGUCGGAUAAAUUGGAUCGGGAGGAAAAACACACUUACCUCCUCGUUAUAGAAGCUUGGGAUAAUUACCAAUACGGGUUUAACAGUGGAGAAAGCAGAAACGCAUUCAAACAUAUCAAUGUAACCAUUCUAGAUGUUAACGAUAACCAUCCACAGCUUCAUGUUCCACCUUAUUGCAUCAAUAUCACAGAAUUUCAUGAACCAGGACAAGCCAUAACCACGUUUCACGCUUCAGAUGCCGACGAUCCUAAUACCUCAAAUGGACAGGUCAUAAUUGACAUAUCUGAUGGUAAUCAGAAAAACUUUUUUGCCUUGUCGCAAAUAAGUGAAUGGUCAGCAGAAUUACGAACUACAACUUCGCUUAGAGGAAGACACGGAAACUACACAUUAAUUAUAAGAGCGCAAGACUUGGGAACACCAAGUCACUUAAUUGAAGAACCAUUACAUAUCUGUGUAACUGACUUUAAUGACCAUCCUCCCAUGUUUGUUACUCCUCCGCAUAACUCCACUCUCCGAGUGCCAGAAAAUGCAACGAUUGGAAGCGCUUUAGUUAAAAUUGUUGCCACUGAUGAGGAUGUAGGGUCGAAUGGAAUUGUCCGAUAUCGUCUUAAGGCCGAUCCUGCCGGACAUUGGAAAAGUUUCAGUUUGCAACCGGUUUCUGGAAUACUAGAACUGAGGUUACCUCUAGACAGAAAGAAACAAAAAGUGUACGAUAUUAGAAUCGAAGCUUACGACUUGGGAGUGCCGUCUCUCAGCUCUGAUCUGGAUCUGACAGUUUACGUAAGCAACAUCAACGAUUACCAACCGCAGUUCUUGGUGGAUGAAUUCACAGUUAAUUUCACUGAAAACAAAGUUUCUGAAGCGGAAACACGGAAACUUCCCGAAACCGUCGAUCGAGACGAAUUAGAAUUCGACGGACCUUUCGCACCCAUUUGUUAUUUUAUAGUUGGGGGAAACGAAGAUGGGUUAUUUAAAUUGCAUCCUGUGGAGCAUGUCUUAACUGUGACUAGACCUUUAGAUCGAGAGGAAAAAGAAACACAUUUACUACUCAUUAAAGCAACAGAAGACUGCACAAAACAGCCACGCAAUGAAAGUUUCUUUGAUGCUUCCGAUGACACGCAAUUGAAAGUCAUAGUCAAAGUCUUGGAUGUCAAUGAUAAUCCCCCACAAUUCAUCCAUAGAGUCUUCACUGGUGGGGUUAGCACAGCGACAAGUUUUGGAACGACUUUCAUGGAAGUCAAGGCGGAAGAUGCCGACUUGGACAAUAACGCAAAAAUAUCCUACUAUUUGAUCGGAAAAGUACAAAUGACACUGACUGAAGGUUUGGACGAUUUGAAAAGAGACCCUUUUUUGGUUGAUCGGGACACAGGAGCAGUACAAUUAAAUUUCGAUCCUCAGGAAGGGAUGAAGGGUUACUUUGACUUCAUGGUGUUAGUAAAUGACACUGGAGGUCUCCAAGACAUGGCUAGAGUCUUCAUUUACUUGCUUAGGGCCGACCAAAGGGUCCGAUUUGUGUUAAGACAGCAACCUCCCGAAUUACGAAACAAAAUUGAAGCCUUUCGAGAAAUUUUGGGUAACGUAACCGGAGCCAUUGUAAAUGUUGACGAAUUCCGGGUUCACGCCAACCAUGAUGGCAGCGUUGACAAAACUCGAACAGAUCUUUACCUACAUCUAGUCGAUCGACGCGACAAUUCAAUAAUCGAAGUUGACGAAGUUUUACGCUUAGUUGACCAAAACACGGAAAAACUCGAUGAAUUAUUUAAGGAAUUCAAUGUGUUGGACACGCAACCAGGUGGACCUCUAGCUCUGAAAGCGGUGAAAACAGCCAAUACCACAUUUUGGUUGACAGCUGCAACUUUAUUCCUACUUUUACUCCUCUUAUUAUGUCUUGCUCUUUGCAUAAAUCAACGGCAAACUUAUCACCGGAAAUUAAAAGCGGCCACAGCCACGGCAUAUGUAACUACAGAUUCUGAUAUAGAUGGUCGGGGUUUGAGUGCUUUGAGUGGAAGAGUCCCAAACACGAAUAAGCACAGUAUGGAAGGAAGCAAUCCGAUUUGGAUGCAAGCUUAUGAAAAUGAAUGGUACAAAAAUGCCGACGAAUUUAGUCAAAAUUCGGAACAUGAUUCUCUUGAUGAAAACGUAAUCAGCGGAGAUCUUCCACAGUGCAAUAAUUUGCAACAUAUCAAUGGACACAUUCGAGCACAAAAUGUGUACCAAACGCUACCACCAGCAUUACCACGAAGAAAACUUGAAACGACGGAACUGUAAAUAAAAUGACAACAAAUGCACUUUACAACGAUUUAGCAAAAAAUAAGUGUUGUUUUACAACUACAUACAAAAUAAUAGAACUUUGUAAAUACUUUGUAACAUAAUUUCAAGAAUAAAACGUUUAUAUGGA